Messenger RNA from Periophthalmus magnuspinnatus, 1512 nucleotides. RefSeq names its product sorting nexin 20 (gene snx20). The transcript is spliced from 4 exons. Gene Ontology annotation, biological process: protein transport. Gene Ontology annotation, cellular component: early endosome membrane. NCBI's taxonomy places the organism in Eukaryota, Metazoa, Chordata, Actinopteri, Gobiiformes, Gobiidae. Gene Ontology annotation, molecular function: phosphatidylinositol phosphate binding; protein binding. The coding region runs from base 452 to 1312 and encodes 286 amino acids. The record is from RefSeq and is a predicted model, not a curated record.
AACAAAAAACUCAAAAACAGGACCAUGAACUCUCAGACUGAUCACAGGCUCCUGAAAAUACGCUACUUAAAAUUUGUAUUUUUUCUUGAGUUUUCAGAUGAUCUUACAACUUUUUUGGUAGUUUUUGCUAAUGUGUGCAUUGUGUGACCAUGGUAACGGCUAAACAUUCCACCAUAGGCAUUCAGACAGAACACCCCCAGUGUGACGUUGCUGCAAAGUGUCAACAUGUCCAGCUGAAUCUUUUGCUUAAUUUUGUUAUUCAGUUGCUUUUUUUAGGUAGUUUCACUUCCUGGUUUUGUCAGAGAGAGUUCACUACAGGUUUGGCUGCUGUACACUUCCCCGUUCAGACACUUCUCUGCUCUCAGGAAAACACAUUUUUGACUUGUAACUUUUUCAUUUUGAACGGUUUUACCAAGAGAACCGACUUGGCAUUUCUGUGAGAACAGAUGAAAUGGCUCAAGAAGGAACAAGUGCAGAACACACUGAUGCAGGCCUGAUGUGUCCCUGCUCCUCUCUAACCACCAAAGAGCUGCAGCAGAACUGGAGAGAGGAGAAGAGAAGAGAGCGCCCCCACUGGCUGCUGUUUGAACUGCCCUCAUACAGAGUCAGAGAGACGGCCUUCAGCAAACACGUGGUUUACGAUGUUGUGAUCAUGCGUUCCGGCAGCUUUGACUCUCACCGCGUCUCCAUCGAGCGGCGCUACAGUGACUUCGCCAAACUCCACCAAACUCUGCUGCAAGAAUUUCAAGAAGAACUCGACGAAAUCCUGCUCCCGAGAAAAAUCCUUACAGGGAAUUUCAACCCGGAGUGUCUUCUGGAGCGACGGAUAGCUCUACAAGACUACAUCGCUAAACUCUAUGCUAAAAGAUGUGUACGCCACUCCGAACACUUUGCUAACUUUUUCACCGAUCAGGAAAUGAAAAAAGCUCAUAAUCUGCUUCGAGCUGGACAGUUUACACAGUGUUUAGCUCUGCUGCAGCUCGUGUUGGAGAUCCAGGAGAAACUAGCUCCGUGGCAAAGCUCUACGUUGUCGGUGCACACGUUAGCGGCGUUAGCGGUUUGUCACAGAGACUUGGAGCAGCCGGAGCAGGCGUACGAAGCCGCACACCGAGCCCUGCCUGUGGUGAGAAGGUACCGGCUCACUGUGAAAGAGUACCACGCCCCUCUGCUGCAGAUGCUGGUGGAUUUGGGGUACUCUUUGGGGCGCCCCGUGGGUCAAAUGCAGGAGGAGCUGAUGGCGCUGAGAGAAGCAGAGAGAGGGAGGGUGGACACACGGUCGCUGAAGGAGAUUGUGGUCCAUAAGUUUGUUUGAAGGGAUCGUGACCUGCCAUGUUAUAAUGUUGUUUCUCCAUCAAAAAUGCACCUGGGGUUUUGUUUGAUUUGCACAUGUUAAAGAGGGGCUAUCGUGCAAAAAUCAAUACUGGGCCCUUUUCGAACCCUCCUCACAGUUAGCUGUACGAUCCUGUCGAUUGUUCCGCCCACAAGCCUACGUCACUCAUGCUCCCACGACAA